CUGUUCUCUCUCGGUAACUUGAAACGAUUGUCGCCGCCAUAACUUUGGCCAAACGUCUAAGGAACCAGUGAGCCUGCUACAUGUUGCCUGACGGAACAUAACUGGAGACAGACAGUUUGAAACUACAAUAAUGCGUCGAGCUGCUCGGAGCAGACUGUCUCCGUGGAUAGAGCGCCUCAUCCUGAGCCAUGGCGGUCCGGGGGGGAGCAGCAGCGGGCGGCUGAAGGCUCAUGUCAUCGGGGUGGGUCAGAUGUCUCAGUCCCAGGCUCAGGGCUCUGAGGGCCCCACAGGGCUGCUCUUUCUAUCCGACGGGGUGCUCCAGAUCCCUGCCAUCCUCACGGCGUCCGCCUGGGAACAUCUCCAGGACCAUGAGGACCGCGAGUGUUUCACCAGCCUGGUCAACAGCACGGUGUGCAUCCAGGACUACCGGCUGCAGUUUCACAUGGCCCUGGAACAGACUAAAUGCAGGUUCUACUUAUCAGUUGGAGAGCUGGCUACAACCGCAGCUGGUCCACUUAAAGACAACACCCCCUGCAGCACAACACAGGCCUCCAUCAGGCUGAAGAUCUGCAAGACAUGGAGGGCCCUGCUGGGUCAGGAGACACAGGACUCUCAGAAGAGCCUGUGUGGUUUUGAUCUGUCCGAGCUGCUGGGGGAGUGGCAGCAUGACUGUCUGCAGGCGGUGCUGGAGGACGUCCAGGAGAGGCUGGGGGUGAGCCAGCAGCCCUCCACCUCCACGCUUAUCCACCCGGACAUGUCCACUGCCACGAGCUGGGGUGUUGACAGGGUCAGAUAUAAGGGACUCAAAUGUUUCAAAGUCCCCAUAAAGUGUCUCCUCAUCCCGGAGGAAGACGCUCAGCAGCUGCAAACGCCACCGAAUGUUGAAAGCAGGACAACAAGUGGACAUUCUGCUGUCUCUGAGGACAGAAAGAGAGAUUCACUUCAAAUUGGCAAACCUACAGAGACCAUGCAGCUUUCUGUUGAUGAUGGAGAGUGGCGAAUAGCCAAGCCAGCAUUUGUAGACAGAGAUCCAGACGCCAAUGAGAAUUCCCCUCCUGAGGAGGACAGCAUCAUGCUACAUGAGGACAUGAUCCCAGUCAUUAUUGAUAGUGACACCAAGACUUUAUCCAACCCAUGGGACAUUUUUCCUCCCCCAUUUGACACCUUAUCAUCCUCUGAUGCCUCCCCAGAAGCAACACCAACCCAGUCACUGCACAAUCCCACUGCUACCGCAUUCAAGUCUGCUCAUUCUGUGAUCCCAACCAGCACGCAACUUCCUGUCCACAGCUCGAAAGAAGACAUCUGGCAGACAUCAGAGUCCAGCAAAGGGCAGCACAGCUCCCUCCCGCCGUACCAGAAGCUGCCUCACUCAGCAAGCGUCCCCACCACUGCUGCUUCUGUAACCUCACCUUCUGCCAGUCCGACAGAGCCCUUCCUCAGACCGUCAACCCUGUGGCCCUCCACAGGCGAGCCCCACACCGGCACAGCACAGCAGCGUCUUCCAGCUGGGGACCAAGAAGGCCAGACUCUGGGAAAAGACCCUGAGGUGACUGUUAAGGGAAAAUAUAGGAAGGCAAAGAGAAAGAGUAGUGAGCCCACAGUGGAGGAGGAGAUCAGUGGAAGCCCUCCGUCUUGGCUCUUUGACACUCAGGCAGACUCCGGGGCCAAAGAGGGCAGCAGUCACCAACAGGGUCUAAGUGUCGGGGCUGUCUUCAGAAGGAGGGCCACUGUUCACAGCGACGGCAGGCUGUUCACUUACUCUUACCAAGUGUCAGGAGCCAAUCUGCAGGAUUUCAGUCAGUUCACAGUCGCAGAGUCCUUGCUGCACUGGGCCGUGAAAUAUCUCGUUCCAAAGACAACAGACACGCCAGGAACCUCCAAUCAGACCACGGUCACUCCACUUUAGGGUCCAUGUGUUGAUAGGCCAGAGAUCUUCAACAGGGGGUCUGUGAUCCCUGGGGGUCCUCAGACUUGUUUUUUUGCUGUUGUUAAAAUAAGAAUAUGUCUGAAAAUAGACAUGAACAUGAAUCCAACAUAUUAUUAGCAAAGAUCGUCUUAUUUUAAGAAAAGAAUUCAUUCAAAUUUCAUUUAAAAAACAAGCAAAACAAAAACAUUUAAUUCACACAACGUUGAUGAUAUGCUUACUAAGUAAGGGGGCCAUCCGCAGAUCCAGUUAAGUUAAGGACACUGUGCCUUCCACAUGCAUUGACGUGUUUAACAUUAAAACAUGAUGUUUGCAAAUUGAUCCAUUCAUUUUCAUCCAUCUGGCCCAGUGUAAUUUGCAACUA
Messenger RNA from Etheostoma spectabile (orangethroat darter), 2288 nucleotides. RefSeq lists its product as uncharacterized. Gene Ontology annotation, molecular function: telomeric repeat DNA binding. Gene Ontology annotation, cellular component: telomerase holoenzyme complex; chromosome, telomeric region; shelterin complex. Gene Ontology annotation, biological process: telomere maintenance via telomerase; negative regulation of telomere maintenance via telomerase; telomere capping. Lineage: Eukaryota; Metazoa; Chordata; Actinopteri; Perciformes; Percidae. The record is from RefSeq and is a predicted model, not a curated record. Bases 131 to 1906 code for a protein of 591 amino acids. The transcript has 2 exons.